AUGGACACACAUUUUGAGAAUGACCUCUUCUUCACCACUCUCUUACAAAGUGGGGGAGGAGAUUGUAAUAGCAUCCCAACGCAACAUUCUAAUGUUGUGAUCCAAGCAACCACGACUGACGGUGAAAAGAGACAUCAUUCAAAAAAAGUUCAAAGAGGUGCAUCUUUCACUGUAGAGGAGGAUAAUCUCCUCGUCUCAGCAUGGCUCAACAUUAGCAUUGGUGCGAUAAUGGGUACUGAUCAAAAGUCAACUCAAAUGUGGGAAAGAAUUACCACAUUUUAUCAUGAAUAUAAAAAACCAAACAUUCCUGACCGUUCUGAGGGCUCAUUGAUGAAUCGAUGGUCCACGAUUCAAAAAUUGACAAAUAAGUUUUGUGCAUAUAUAGCACAGAUAGAGUCAUUGCACCCGAGUGGUGCAACCGAGCAAGACAAUAUUGAGAAGGCCAAGAUGUUGUACAAAGAGAUGAGAAAGCCACAAGAAAAAUAUGUUGGUGAAGUUGAUGUUGAUUUAGCCGGGGAGGACUUGGAGGUUCUUACUGAGAGACCUCCAGGCAAAAAAGCUGAGAAAGAAAGGGAAAGGAAGCGGAAGUCGAUGGAAGGCAAAGAGGUAGAGAUCAAAACAGCGUUAGCCAAAAUGACCGAGGAUAGAGCGACGACCAUGGAAGAGCGGAGAAAUGCUAUGUUGAAAGCAGACGAAAAAAGUGAGAAAAUCGUGAAGAGGAAGAGAAAUCCUGGAAUCGAAGAAAGAGAUAUUCGGAAGGUUAAGAAGGAAGUGGAAUUGGUUGUGAGAAUGAUUACUUCUGCGCUAAUUGGAAGAAGAGGAAGCAAUAGACAGUUGCAACAGUGGGCAAAGAGAAUCCAUGAAAGAAAGGAGGCUGGCGAAGGGAGGGAGGCUUCGGGGGUGGCUUCAAGGGAGGGAGGAAUGGAAAGUGGAAAUGCGGGUGAUGGAAACUGA
Messenger RNA from Juglans regia (Persian walnut), 954 nucleotides. RefSeq lists its product as uncharacterized. Lineage: Eukaryota; Viridiplantae; Streptophyta; Magnoliopsida; Fagales; Juglandaceae. The record is from RefSeq and is a predicted model, not a curated record. Bases 1 to 954 code for a protein of 317 amino acids. The transcript has 4 exons.